This is a messenger RNA of Entrophospora sp. SA101, 321 nucleotides long. The record is from the annotation of a GenBank genome assembly. Lineage: Eukaryota; Fungi; Glomeromycota; Glomeromycetes; Entrophosporales; Entrophosporaceae.
AUGGAAGCUGAAGUUGAAGAAGCUUUUAGUGUACUUAAUAAUACCAAAAAUAAAUCUAUUACUGCUUCACAUGCAAAUAUUAAUAGAGAUGGAACCAGAAUGUCAUUGCUAGCUGCUAUAAACAUCUCUUCAAAAAAUAAAAGUCAAACACAAAAAUAUGUAGAAUCAGCUAAACGUAAAGAUACAGCUAAUAUUAAUACACAAGCCUCUGAAGAUUUAUCACAACAAGAACAAUAUAUAUCAUUAUUGGAAAAGAGGAUUCAAUUGGAAGAGAAACUCUAUGAAGCUGUACUUAAAAGAAAACAAGUGGAAAGAGAAUAA